AUGGCCCAUAAUUUGGAUUGUAACAUGAUGAAUGUAGAUGCCCAACUUAAAGAUUUCUUCAGAAGCAUUCGAAAACCUGACAUUUGGCUUCUAGAGGCUGCUAAGCUUGCUAAACUACGGAGGGAGCUUCUUACACCUUCAUCAAAAGGAGGUGGUGGUGCUGGAGAAGGUUUCGAUGUCACUAAAAGUGGAGAUUCAAGAGUUGGCCUUGUGGGUUUCCCCUCAGUUGGGAAAUCAACACUUCUGAAUAAAUUAACAGGCACUUUUUCAGAGGUUGCGUCAUAUGAAUUUACUACCUUAACUUGCAUUCCUGGUGUGAUCACUUACCGAGGAGCUAAAAUUCAGUUGUUGGAUCUCCCCGGUAUCAUUGAGGGCGCUAAAGAUGGAAAGGGAAGAGGGAGACAGGUCAUCAGUACUGCUAGGACAUGUAACUGUAUUAUAAUUGUUCUGGAUGCAAUAAAGCCAAUAACUCAUAAACGUCUGAUCGAAAAAGAGCUCGAGGGUUUUGGCAUUAGGUUAAACAAGGAACCACCUAAUCUGUCAUUUAGGAAGAAAGACAAGGGUGGGAUUAAUUUCACAUCCACGGUUACCAAUACACAUUUGGACCUUGAAACUGUGAAAGCAAUAUGUAGUGAAUACAGAAUACACAAUGCCGAUAUUUCUCUAAGGUUUGACGCAACUGCUGAUGACCUCAUAGAUGUCAUUGAGGGCAGCAGGGUAUAUAUUCCUUGCAUCUACGCUGUCAACAAGAUAGAUCAGAUAACACUUGAAGAGCUGGAGGUUCUGGAUAAACUUCCGCAUUACUGUCCAGUCAGUGCUCACUUGGAAUGGAACCUUGAUGGUCUGCUGGAGAAGAUAUGGGAAUAUCUUAAUUUAACCCGCAUAUACACCAAGCCGAAGGGUAUGAAUCCAGACUACGAGGAUCCUGUUAUCCUGUCAUCAAAGAAGAGGACAGUGGAGGACUUCUGCGAGCGAAUUCACAAGGACAUGCUUAAACAAUUUAAGUACGCACUGGUUUGGGGUUCAAGCGCGAAGCACAAACCCCAGAGAGUAGGCAAGGAGCAUGAACUUGAGGACGAAGAUGUUGUGCAGAUCAUCAAGAAGGUGUAA
Ilex paraguariensis (yerba mate) is the source of this 1110-nucleotide messenger RNA. The record is from the annotation of a GenBank genome assembly. Lineage: Eukaryota; Viridiplantae; Streptophyta; Magnoliopsida; Aquifoliales; Aquifoliaceae.